This is a messenger RNA of Morus notabilis, 1557 nucleotides long. RefSeq lists its product as uncharacterized. The record is from RefSeq and is a predicted model, not a curated record. Gene Ontology annotation, molecular function: ADP binding. The coding region runs from base 1 to 1386 and encodes 461 amino acids. The transcript has 5 exons. NCBI's taxonomy places the organism in Eukaryota, Viridiplantae, Streptophyta, Magnoliopsida, Rosales, Moraceae.
AUGGCAAUUGUGGCUCAUUUUGAUUUAGAACUUCAUCAAAUGGAUGUGAGAACUGCGUUCUUGAAUGGAGACUUGAAUGAGGAUGUUUACAUGUCUCAACUUGUUGGUUUUGAAGCUUCCGGUAAAGAACAUUUAGUUUGCAAGCUCAAGAAAUCCAUUUAUGGAUUAAAGCAUGCAUCAAGGCAGUGGUAUUUAAAGUUUGAUCAUAUAGUCAUCGUCAAUGGUUUCAAGGAGAAUGCUGUUGAUCAGUGCAUAUAUAUGAAGGUCGAUGGGAGCAGUUACAUAUUUCUGGUCUUGUAUGUUGAUGAUAUUCUGCUCGCUUCUAAUGACACUGACCUGUUGUUUAGGACAAAGCAAGUGUUAUUUAGCCAUUUUGAUAUGAAGAUCUUGGCGAAGCCUCUUAUGUUUUGGAAAUACAAAUCCUUCGAGACAGAGCUAAUGGCACCAAUUGUUAAGGGUGAUAAGUUUUCCAAAGCCCAAUGUCCACAAAAUGAUAAAGAAAUAGAUCAUAUGAAAAUUGUCCUAUAUGCAUCAGUUGUUGGCAACCUUAUGUAUGCUCAGGCUGUGGAUGACAAGAGAUCCACUUCUGGAUAUAUUUUUAUGAUGGUAGGAAGAGUUAUCUCGUGGAAAAGUGUUAAACAGACACUUACAGCUUCUUCGACCAUGGAGAGGACGAGUAGAGAAGAGUUCAAAAACCCUCCAAGCUUCCUUCGGUUAUCUCAGAUUGCUGAUCAGAUUCCGGCCAAACUGACUGACGUCGUUCCGUUGCCGGCAGCAGCCGAAGCAAGAGAAAUUGAGGAGAUUCGUGACAGACUAGACGGCCUUGCCAAACAAAAAGAUAUCCUUGGUUUAAAAGGUGUCAAAGAUAGGCCUUUACAAAUAUUACCUGCUCCUUUGGUGGACGAAUCUCGUGUUUAUGGAAGGGACAGGGAUAAAGAGUAUAUUAUCGAGCUGCUGUUGUCGGAUGUUCUUAGUGACGAGAAGAUAUCUGUUGUUUCCAUCGUGGGCAUGGGUGGUAUUGGCAAGAUCACUCUUGCUCAGCUCGUUUACGAUGACAACAGUGUGAGAAAUCAUUUCGACCUUAAGGCUUGGGUUACUGUAUCAGAUGAAUACGAUGUUCUUAAAAUAACAAAGCAAAUUAUUGGUCAGACUGUGCUAAAAUAUUGUGAAAAUGAAAACCUAACUCAAAUUCAACUUGAUUUGAGCGAGGCUUUGAGAGGGAAAAGAUUUCUCUUGGUUCUUGACGACGUUUGGAAUCAAAGCUAUGACUCGUGGGAUGUCUUAAAGAGUCCUUUCCAAUCAGGAGCUCGUGGAAGCAAGAUUAUAAUGACGACCCGUGAUGAUGCUAUUGCAAAAAUGAUGGGCGUCAAAACUCAUUACCUAUAGACAGUAUCUGAUGAUGAUUGUUGGAGGUUAUUUGAAGAGCAUGCCUUUAAAAAUGUUAGCACGGAUUCAUUUCAUACCAAGAUCUGCUUGCAAUUGGCCGAGAAAUUGUUAAAAAAAUAAAAAAGGGUCUACCUUUAGCGGUCAAAUCUCUCGCUGGUCUCUUACGCACUA